Molecule: messenger RNA, 528 nt
Organism: Medioppia subpectinata
Lineage: Eukaryota; Metazoa; Arthropoda; Arachnida; Sarcoptiformes; Oppiidae
Source: the annotation of a GenBank genome assembly
AUGGAUGUGAUGGAUGUGAUGGAUGGGUGUAGUGGUGACCAGAGUAGUGAUGACAAGUGUAGUGACCGUCGCAUCCAUUUAGCGAUUGAACGUAUAAUUCAAAUCUCGAUUCCCUUUCAUCUGAAAUGCAUUCAAAAUCAUAAACAACUCAUUGAAAAGUAUCGACUGCAACAACACUUGGAUCUACUAUUGAAAGAACAGAUCAAUGGUCUGCAAAGUGUCCAAAGACUUAAAUCCGAGUUAAGAGAGUUGGAAACAUUGGGACAAUCAUUGGCCACAAGUGAUCAGCAAUUGGUUUGCCAACAGAUCAUUACUAUUAAGACCAAUGUCUGCUCAGUUGUCCAACAGUUCAUUGAAUCCAAUCACGAUUUAAGCAACCCUUUGAUUGGUGUCGAAGCGAGCAAUGAAUUUAAUUAUCCCGAAGACCAGAUGACAGACAAGACUUUACCAAAUGGUGACAUGGAUUCAAAUGUGCAAAUAAUGGCAGAUAUAAACGAUAAGAGAUAUUUGUUCAAAGGAUGGCAAACA